UCCAACGACAUAGCCAUUACGCUAACUGCUGGUCCCCUGAUCUGGUCUUAAGCUUCCUCCUAUCUCUCACCUCUAUUGGCCUAGUGAACUCCUACUCAUGCUUCAAAGCCCAAGGCUAAUUCCCCUCCUCUGGGAAAUGUUCCUUCCUGCCUGGUGUGCUUUCCCUCACGCAUGUCUUCCCUAGCCCUGGGGCCCUCUUUCCACCAUGGCUCUGUCCUCAAGGCUUUGUCUGGUUCUGUCUGCUGGAGGAUCAGCCCCAGGGCUGAUGGCUCCUGGGGACCCAGCAGAGGGACAAGUCCCUUCCUUUCUCCAGGUUCCCAGCCCUUCCCGGCUUUUCCCUCUCCACUCCAGGCUCUUCUAUCGCUACCAGGACCUGGCUCCCCAGCUCGUCCCCCUCGACUAUACCGGCUGCCCCGAUGUGAAAGUACCCUACGAGCUCAUUGGCAGCAUGCCUGAACUGAAGGACAACCCCUUCCGCCAGAGGAUCGCCCAGGUCUUCUCCGAGGAUGGGGACGGCCACAUGACCUUGGACAACUUCCUGGACAUGUUUUCCGUGAUGAGCGAAAUGGCACCCCGAGACCUUAAGGCCUACUAUGCUUUUAAAAUUUAUGACUUCAACAAUGACGACUACAUCUGCGCGUGGGACCUGGAGCAGACGGUGACUAAGCUGACGCGGGGGGAGCUGAGCGCCGAGGAGGUGAGCCUGGUGUGUGAGAAGGUGCUGGAUGAAGCCGACGGGGACCACGACGGGCGACUGUCCCUGGAAGACUUCCAGAACAUGAUCCUGCGGGCACCCGACUUCCUCAGCACCUUCCACAUCCGCAUCUGAGGGCACCCUGGAGGAGGAGCUGGGCCAGAGGAGGGUGGGGUGACCCCUCACCCGCCCUA
Messenger RNA from Tupaia belangeri chinensis (Chinese tree shrew), 888 nucleotides. It is a transcript of the gene CIB3, whose product is annotated as calcium and integrin binding family member 3. The transcript is spliced from 4 exons. Gene Ontology annotation, molecular function: magnesium ion binding; calcium ion binding. The coding region runs from base 206 to 829 and encodes 207 amino acids. The record is from RefSeq and is a predicted model, not a curated record. Gene Ontology annotation, biological process: calcium ion homeostasis. Lineage: Eukaryota; Metazoa; Chordata; Mammalia; Scandentia; Tupaiidae.